Messenger RNA from Magnolia sinica, 796 nucleotides. Its product is annotated as ethylene-responsive transcription factor 12-like. The transcript has a single exon. Gene Ontology annotation, molecular function: DNA binding; DNA-binding transcription factor activity. NCBI's taxonomy places the organism in Eukaryota, Viridiplantae, Streptophyta, Magnoliopsida, Magnoliales, Magnoliaceae. Gene Ontology annotation, biological process: regulation of DNA-templated transcription. The record is from RefSeq and is a predicted model, not a curated record. Bases 93 to 608 code for a protein of 171 amino acids.
CCCUUUCUUCUUUCUCAUCUCUCCUCUCUCACGCGCUCCUACCGAUUCCGUACACACUCUCUCCAGGUCACCCACCUUUCACUCACCGGCUAAUGGCGGUGGAGACGCUCCAGCUCCGGAAAGAAGGCUUCCCUACAGGCGAGAAAGAGCCCGUGCCCACGGCGGCGCCGGUUAAGGAGGCGCAUUUUAGAGGUGUCCGGAAGCGCCCGUGGGGCCGAUUCGCGGCCGAGAUUCGCGAUCCGUGGAAGAAGACGCGGAAAUGGCUCGGCACGUUCGACACGGCGGAGGAGGCUGCGCGUGCCUACGACGACGCUGCUAGAAAUCUCCGCGGCCCGAAGGCUAAGACGAACUUCGGCUGCGACGGCGAGAUCUCGAUCUCCGCGGUGGCAUCCGGCAGCUUCCAGAAGCAUCUACAGCAGUGGCGGUCUACCGCGUACGGAUCGGACGGCCGCGAUCUGCUGUCGACGAUCGGCGGAUCGCCGUCGGAUUUUACCGGGUACAAGUUCGAGGCGGUGGAGGUGGUGGUGAGAAACGAGCAGGAGAAGAAGAUGAGGAAGGAGAAGAAGCCUCUGGCUUUCGAUCUAAACCUCCCGCCUCCUCUUGUUUAAUCCGACGGCUGAGAUUUCUCGGUCGUACGAGGCUUUUUUUUUUUUUUGGCAGACGGCGAAAAUAACGGCCUGGUUUUUGCUGCUGCUGCUCGCUCUCCUUUUUCUAUUUCCCGUUUUGCCCUUUCGCUUUUGUCUCAUGUAUAGUUCUUAAGAAGACAAAGUGAUUAGAAGAAUUCAAUUUUACUCGA